This is a messenger RNA of Yamadazyma tenuis ATCC 10573, 858 nucleotides long. Lineage: Eukaryota; Fungi; Ascomycota; Pichiomycetes; Serinales; Debaryomycetaceae. The record is from RefSeq and is a predicted model, not a curated record.
AGUUCACCUGUUGCUUUGCAACUCAAGCAACGAACCUUAAAUACCGUUUCUCCACGCGUAAUAGUCUUCAGAGUUUCAAUGAUUGGAAUCAUUCAUAUCUCAUUCUCAGCCUCUACAUGGCUGAGAAGGAAUUGUGGCAGUGUUUAUAGGGUUUACGACGAAACAGGUGUGUGCAGCAACGUGUUUAACUUAAUUUUUUGACACUUUAUACAGACAAAACUGUACCUAUCAUAGUCAGGGAGUGUCAGAGAUCAGAACUAAUUAUGGCUUUGCUAUUGUGGUUACAGUGUGAAAUUAUAUAUAGAAAAUAUUUAACCGUGUCAGGGUUUAGCAAUUAUCAACCUUGAAGGUGUUUGAAAAAGUAUAAAAGGACAUAGGUAAUCCUUGAUUUUGUUCUUCAGUUUGCUUCCCACACACCAUGAAAUCUUCAGUUUUUAUUGCUAUUGCAUUCACUACUUUAUCCGUUAACGCCCAGAACUUGGCUAUCAGAGCUGCUUCUAGUGGUUCAGUUAAUGCUUCUGCCUCUGAGGAUUCUGCCUCUGAGGGUUCUGCUUCUGCUAGAACUUCUGGUUCCGCCAGAUCUUCUGGUUCCGCCAGAUCAUCUGGCUCAGCUGCCAGAGCCUCUGAUUCUUCCCUGUCGGGAGGCUCGUCGUCUUCUCGUGAAAGUUCUUCCCACGGUGGGGUAGAUUCUGUUACUGCUGGUUAUGGUUUGUCCCUUGCCGCUGUGUUGGCCGGCUCAUUGUUGAUUUAGAUGUAGUCCAUAGACCAAUGUACAAUGUUGCAAUUUGGCUGCGAAAAAGUAGAGUGGAGGUGAGUUGGCACAGACACACAAGUGGGCACAAUAGUUUGUGCUGUGGG